Drosophila rhopaloa is the source of this 4692-nucleotide messenger RNA. It is a transcript of the gene spn-E, whose product is annotated as probable ATP-dependent RNA helicase spindle-E. Gene Ontology annotation, cellular component: intracellular anatomical structure. Bases 76 to 4374 code for a protein of 1432 amino acids. Gene Ontology annotation, molecular function: RNA binding; ATP binding. The transcript is spliced from 11 exons. Lineage: Eukaryota; Metazoa; Arthropoda; Insecta; Diptera; Drosophilidae. The record is from RefSeq and is a predicted model, not a curated record.
CGUUUAACUUUAGACGCGCCGCGGGAUUGUAAAAUUUUUAUUUUAAAGAGUUUUGCUAAGAAAAUAUUUAUAAAAAUGGAUCCGGAUGUGAUGGAUUUUUUCGAUUUCUCGAAGGAAUUUAAGCGCGAGACAGCACCGCAAGGCUAUAUAAGUAGCGACCCGUCUAACAUGGCCGUGGAAGCCACCGAAUCAAAGGUGGUUAAGCGCGAGGUAAUAGGCACCGAAUAUGCCGCUGAAAUCGUGGCGAAGGAGAAGCAGCGUCUCGAUGGGUUGCUGCGCGAUGAUGAAUGCUUUCCAAACAAACGUACGCUGGACGACAUGGACACGGACGAAGAAGAGGAGGAAGUAUCCGAAAUCCGCCGGGAUGAGGAGUACUACCAGAAGUACAGGUUUGAUCUGAAUCGAGAUAAGAAUUUGCCGAUCUACGCCAAACGCGAGGAAAUUUUGGCUGCCAUCGUUGCACAUCCGGUCGUAAUUCUCAAGGGCGAAACAGGAUGCGGCAAGACCACGCAGGUGCCCCAGUACAUUUUGGACGAGGGUUUUAAGAGCGGCCAAUACUGCAACAUUGUGGUUACCCAACCCCGGCGCAUAGCUGCCAUCUCUAUAGCCAAUAGAGUGUGCCAGGAGCGACAAUGGCAGCCGAACACCGUGUGCAGCUACCAGGUGGGACUGCACCGUCCAGCGAGUAUGGAAGAGACGCGCCUGCUGUACUGCACUACCGGAGUGCUACUGAACAACCUGGUACAUAACAAGACUCUGACCCACUAUACCCACAUCGUGCUGGACGAGGUUCACGAGCGAGACCAGGACAUGGACUUUUUGCUGAUUGUAGUCCGUCGCCUGCUUGCCACCAACUCUCGCCAUGUAAAGAUCAUCCUAAUGUCGGCCACAAUUGAUGCCCGGGAGCUGUCCGACUAUUUUGCAACCAAGAACUUGAUUCCGCCGGUGAUUAGCGCCAGUCAUGGACGUAAAUACACAAUUGAAAAGUUUUACCGCGACCAGCUGAACAACAUUAAGUGGAAGGAUGAGGUGGACGAUCAGUUCGUGCCACGCAUCAAUGACGACGGCUACAGGGCGGCGGUGAAGAUCAUUUUGGUCAUCGACAACAUGGAACGGGAGAACGGGAUCCAUUCGCGGCUGAGCUACGACGAGGCCAUGCGCCAUGGAGCUGUGCUCAUAUUCCUGCCCGGUGUAUUCGAGAUUGACAACAUGGCAGAAAACAUAACUGAUAUAUUGCAGCAUGAACGAAACAUUAAAGUUUUCAUUGUACGUUGCUUUUCGCUGAUGACCCCUGAGAAUCAGAGAGAUGUAUUCCAGCCACCGCCUGCAGGUUUUCGCAAGAUCAUCCUCACUACCAACAUCGCUGAGAGUUCCAUUACGGUGCCUGAUGUGUCCUAUGUAAUUGAUUUCUGUCUUACCAAAGUGCUGGUCACCGAUACGGCCACGAGCUUCAGCUCUCUUCGCCUGACCUGGGCCUCCAAGGCCAACUGUCGCCAGCGUGCCGGUCGUGUGGGGCGUCUCCGGAGUGGUCGUGUCUACCGGAUGGUGAAUAAAUCCUUUUACCAGAGAGAAAUGUCUGAGUUCGGGAUACCAGAAAUGCUGCGCCUGCCUUUGCAAAACUCUGUGCUUAGGGCCAAGGAGUUGGACAUGGGCUCUCCGGUAGAUAUAUUAGCUUUGGCUCUGUCUCCGCCCAAUCUCUCGGACAUACGGAAUACAAUAUUGCUACUAAAGGAGGUGGGUGCAUUGUUCCCAACUGUAGAUGGCGUCUACAACGAGAUGGAUGGCGAUAUAACCUUCUGGGGCACGCUCAUGGCUCGGCUGCCAUUGGACACACGUCUAAGCCGUCUCAUUAUAUUGGGUUAUGUGUUUAACUUACUGGAAGAAGCGAUCAUUAUAUCUGCUGGCUUGUCGAUGCGUGGCUUGUAUUUGGCCGAAGGUCGUAGGAGUCAAGGAGCCGAUUCAUUUUGGAUGCAUUACAUUUUUGCCGAUGGGUCUGGCUCGGACUUGGUUGCGAUUUGGCGCGUCUAUCUAACAUAUUUAAACAUGGUCGAAAUUGGCCACGAACAGGAGUCUGCUAUUCGCUGGGCGAAGCGUUUCCACGUCUCCUUGCGAUCGCUGAAAGAGAUGCACUUGCUAGUGCAGGAGCUGCGUAUGCGAUGCACAAAUCUCGGUCUCGUCCCGUUUGCGGCUGAUUCUACUCAGAUGUUGGGUGACCGUGAAAAAGUGACCAUCCUCAAAGUGAUCAUCGCCGGUGCUUUCUAUCCAAAUUAUUUCAUGCGAUCAAAGGGGUCGUGUGUCGAACCCGAUCGCGAUAUGUACCAAGUGUUAUCGGGGAACGAUCCUUGUCGCACCGUCUAUUUUACCAACUUUAAGCCUGGGUACAUGGGCGAGUUGUACACUAGGCGCAUCAAGGAUCUCUUUCAGGAGGCAAGGAUUCCGCCCGAAAAUAUUGAUGUUACCUUUCAACAUGGAUCGCAAAAGGUGUUUGUCACAUUUAAGCACGACGAUUGCAAUGAAAAUUCAUCCAAGUUAAUAAGUGUGUCGGGCAAAAUCGAAAGUGAAGUCUACAAGGCGGUCAGAAUGAGAUUUGAACGCAUGCAACGUCCAAUUCGCAUAAUGGAUCAGAAUAACUUUAUGAACUACGUUCAGCAGCGAAAGAUUGGAGAUAUAAUUGAGGGUCGUUGGGUUCCCCCCACAAAGUCCUUAAAUGUAGAGCUACUUGCCUUACCAUCUGUGUAUGAUAAAACCAUAACGGGUUUAAUCACUUGUAUUGUUAGCUGUGGAAAGUUUUACUUUCAACCUCAAUCAUUUGCAGAGUGCAUUCGCAACAUGUCCGAGAUCUUUAAUGCCCCUCAGCAGUUGCGAAAUCAUGUAUUAAAUGCAGGUGCCAUCACAAAGGGCCUGAUGGUGUUGGCCAAGCGGGAGAGUCAUUUUCAACGCGCCAGGGUGAUCCGACCCGAGAACCGGAGCAAUCGGCAGCCGAUGUUUUAUGUUCGCUUUAUAGACUAUGGAGACUGCUUUUUGCUGCCCAUGGAGCAGCUACGCCUGAUGCCGGAUGAGCUGGUAGGGCAGUAUGGUGACCUGCCACCACGUGUGUUUGAGUGCAGGUUGGCGCUGGUUCAGCCGUCCAUGGUAAUUAGCAAGAGUAACAGUUGGCCCAAGAAGGCCAAUGAUAUGCUCCACUCGCUAGCCAAAUGCGGUCGCAUAGAUAUCGAGGUGUACUCGCUGUUCAACAAUGUAGCAGCUGUCCUUAUCCACAUGCGAGAUGGCUUAAUCAAUGAGAAGCUUGUGGAGCUCAAGUUGGCUCGUCGGGCCGACGAAGAUUUUAUGUCUCGGCAGGAUCAUGACUUCCGGACCCGCAGACAAGAAUCUGCCCGCUACUCGAGUUCGGCGGAGCGGCAGCAAAUUAAUGAGGAGUAUCUGCGUUCCUGCCAGCUGCCCCAAGAUAACGACCUUUCCCCACCUCCGCUGGAUAGAUGCAACACUGUGGUAAUGUUGAAGGGACCCUACAGUCCGUUGGAGUCCACCAUGUACUCCACCAUUCGAGUGGGCGUAUGGAAAACUGUGAAAAUUGAUAAUGCGUCGGUUAACGCUGUACUCCUGGAUGCGGAUCCGCAGGAUCAACACGAUCAGAUGAUUGUGGCUCAUACAACCGUGGAGAGUACCAAUGGACAGAUCCUGACCGCCCGUGGAACUACAUUGAUGCCCAACGUACACGGCUUUGGAGCACUCAUGGUCAUGCUUUUCUGUCCCACUAUGCAGAUGAAAUGCAACAAGGAUGGUACCAAGUAUGUGUCUAUCUUGGCGGGGUUGGGUUGCGACCCAAAAACUAUGGAACCUUAUUUCGAGGAGCACGAUAUGGUAAUCAAUUUAGACGUUAACAUUCUUGAAGAUGACCUGAACUUGAUCAAUCAAAUGCGCUAUUAUAUCGAUAGUGUCUUUUUUAACUUUAAAGACGAGAAUUAUCCAGCGGUUAGUGUUAAUGAACGCGUUUAUAUAUUUACUCAGCUGCGCGGCCUCGUCAGUCGCCUUCUGUCUAAGGAUCGUAGUUAUAUUGAAAUUAACUCUAGCAACUCUGAUUACAUAUGGGAUAAAACUGAAGAUCUGCCAAAUGUGUCUGAGCCUUUCGGCAAGCGGGCUAUAUUCCCCAUGCACUUUAUUCCAGAGCUCCGAGAGGAGGAUUUCGGUCAUGUCUUGAAAUUGGUGGAGAACUGCAAAAAGUUGUACGAAUGGCGCAACUUCGAGGGAGUUUUUGCUCCGAUGACAUGCAAACUAUGCAACCAGUUGUUGGAAUCCGUUCCCCAGCUACGGAUGCAUCUCCUCACCCAAUUGCAUCGUGACCGCGAAAAGCAAAUUGACUACCGCAAGGAAUAAAAAUAUUUGUAUUAUUAAGGUUGACAAGAGUUUAGGACUCGUUAUCGUUUUAUAAAAUUGAAAUUGUUACGAACGCUAAUAAGAUGACUUAAAAAUCGUCUGGAAGACACUAAACUAAAAAUCUUUUUUGAAAAAUAUCGUUAUCCAUUAUCCUUUUGAUUUUUGAAACAUUCAGUUUUUAUUCUUUAAAAUCAUUUGAAUCGGAAACAGAAACCAAAUGAAUUACAAAAAUUAUAAUGAACUUUCCAUUUUCUAUGUCAUUGUUAGUGCUCUCAAUGCUCUAUUAUUAUCAUAUGCAAUCAUAGUACUAUAACUUCU